AAUGGGAAGAGGAGAAGACAAAGGAAUCAAUAGUCGGCGCCCUUGUCUACGCCGACCAAUCAUCACGUUCCUUUCACCCCCCCUCCCCAAACCCCCAUUAUCUCCCUGCUAAUACAUGAGUAACUCAUUAUAUAAAUAUCGUAGUAAUUCCUCCCUCACCCAGCUUUCUUCCGCCAAUUUUUAUACCGGAAGAUGCUUGUUUAUUGAUUGUUUUGUUUUUUGUUCGCAUUUCCUUUACUUUUUUCUGUUGUGGGUUUAAAUUUUGAGAAUAUGGGUGAAGUGGUUGCGGAAACCCAAAAUCAGACAGCUGUAGUAGUUGAUAAUAACAAUAAUACUCCGAUUAAGGAUAAGAAGAAGAACCGUCGAUCUAGACGAUCUAAGCAAAUCUCUCCUCCUACAGUUGGAACAGCAAGUAGUUCGCUGACUGUCUGUCUUGGGGAAUCAGAUUUCAAGGGAGAUGUUCCUAUCUUGGAUCAUGAAGGAUCUAAAGAGCUUUCAUUGCCUAGAGCAUCAAACAUUGCUUUUACUUCGUUGCCUACGAUGCAUUUUAAUGAACAGGCAGCGGAGAGCGAAAGUCUCCCUGUGCAGCUAACAAUGUUACCUGGUGUUGGUGGACAAAUAUAUUCAGGUUCAUGCCCAGAUCCCAUUGUAUACGGAGACCCGCCAAUUACUUCUUACCCCCAGAGGAAAUAUUUUGCUUCACAUUGGCCAGCAGAAGCUGUUCAUAAAGCACUAGAGAGGGGUCAUAUCUUUAAAGCAUUGUUUCGUGUCAACGCCCACAAUAGACUUGAGGCCUAUUGCAAAAUUGAUGGUGUGCGAGCGGAUGUUCUUAUUAGUGGACCUGCAGUUCAAAACAGAGCCGUUGAAGGAGACAUUGUUGCUAUUGAAGUUGAUCCUCCUUCUCUUUGGACUAAAAUGAAAGGAUAUACAGCUGGUGUUGAGAAUUCCGCUUUGGUAGAUGAUGGUAUGUUGGAGUCUGACAAUUCAGAAUUUGUUAGAGAGAAUUGCAAAGGGAAGAACAAGGUAGCUGCAGAUUUUGAGUCCAGUAGCUGCGGUAAUUGCUCUAGCCCCUUAGAAAAUGCAGUAUGUAAUAGAAGUGGGCAAUCCUUUGGAGAAGUGUCGAAUCCAGAAGAAAAAGUACCAGUUGAGAAUGUUUGUGUCAAUGGACAUAAUUUGACUGCGUCGAAACCUUCCAUAGUUGGGUGCUCUAGUGAAAUGAAUGAUGCUUUGCAUGCGACCGAGAGAUUGUCCGUCACUGUGAAUUCAUUUCCAUCUAAACGACCAACAGGAAGGGUUGUCGCUAUCCUUGAGGGUUCACCUCGUCGGGACACUAUCACUGGUUUUCUCAGUGUCAAGAAGUGGAUGUGGAGUAGAGAAGGUUACAAAAGGGACUCGAAGAAGAAUAGACAUUUGUCGACUGCCUUGAGCUGUCAGUAUCUCCUGUUAACACCAAAUGAUCCUCGGUUUCCAAAAAUGAUGGUACCCUUUAAGAGCCUGCCAGACUUUAUUUUGAAAAGAUUGGAAGCUGGUGAUGUGACAUUGGAGAUGGACCUAGUAGCUGCACGGAUUGCAGACUGGGCAGAAGAGAACUAUAUUCCAGAAGCUCAUGUCACUGACAUAUUUGGACGAGGUGGAGAAGUGGAGCCGCAGCUUGCUGCAAUCUUAUUUGAAAAUGCAAUUGAUUCUUCAGAAUUCUCUCAAGAGGCCUUAUCAUGUCUUCCAAGUAUUCCUUGGGAAAUACCUAAAGAGGAGCUUCAGAGUAGAAGAGACAUCAGAAAUUUCUGUGUUUUUACAAUUGACCCUGCUUCUGCCACUGAUCUUGAUGAUGCACUCUCUGUUGAAAGGUUGUCUGAUGGUAAUUUUAGAGUUGGGGUCCAUAUUGCUGAUGUCUCAUACUUUGUUCUACCAGACUCGGCUUUAGAUGAAAAUGCCCGAGCGAAGUCAACGAGUGUAUAUUUGUUGCAAAGUAAAUUGCCCAUGUUGCCACCGUUGCUCUCUGAGAAUUUGGGUUCGCUUAAUCCUGGGGUGGACAAACUUGCGUUUUCUAUUUUUUGGGACAUCAGUCUUACUGGGGAAGUUAGUCAGCGCUGGAUUGGCCGCACUAUAAUUCAAUCUUGUUGCAAGCUUUCUUAUGAGCAUGCUCAGGAUAUUAUUGAUGGAUUGCUUGAUGAUCCAAGUUCUUAUAAAGGAGAACGUUCUUGGCCAGUGUUACAUGGCCUUUUUAAAUGGUCUGAUGUUGUUACAUCUGUGAAGAACCUUUAUGAAAUCUCUAAAAUCUUGAAGAAAAAAAGGUUUGACGAUGGUGCUUUAUCACUCGAAAGCCCCAAAAUAGUUUUCUUAUUUGAUAAAGAAGGGAUACCUUAUGAUAGUGUGCUCAGUGUAAGGAAGGAGUCGAACUUCCUUGUUGAGGAGUUUAUGCUUUUGGCUAACAGGACAGCUGCUGAAGUUAUAACUAGAGCUUACCCUUCUAGUGCACUGUUGCGAAGGCACCCUGAACCCAACCUACGUAAGCUCAGAGAGUUCGAGUCCUUCUGCUCCAAACAUGGUCUGAGAUUGGACACAUCUUCCUCUGGCCAGUUCCAUAAUUCAUUGGAGCGCAUUAGACAAGAGCUCACAGACGAUUCUGUGUUAUUGGAUAUUCUUAUGUCUUACGCCUCAAGACCCAUGCAGUUGGCAACUUACUUCUGCAGUGGAGACGUAGAAGAUGAAAAUGAUCGGGGUCAUUAUGCGCUUGCUGUUCCUUUAUAUACGCACUUUACUUCUCCGCUCAGGCGCUAUCCGGAUAUUCUGGUACAUCGGAUGCUUGCUGCAGCUCUAGAAGCUGAAGAGGCGUAUCUGAAGCUCAAACUGUUGCACAAUCCAGAUGGGGGAGAAAUGACACGCGAAAGAUGUUUGACCAGCUUUGAUAAAGAUGCAAUUGGAUCACCUGAAGCUCAAGAAGCAUUAUCUGCAGCAGCUUCAAAACAUAAGGUUCCAUGUGCAAAAACUCUUGCUGGUAUUGCUUCCCAUUGCAAUGAAAGAAAGUUGGCUAGCAGGCACGUGAAAGAUGCUAUGGAGAAACUCUACAUGUGGGUACUUCUAAAAGGAAAGGAGGUAUUGUUCUCAGAAGCAAGAGUGAUGGGUUUGGGACCACGAUUCAUGUCCUUGUACAUACACAAGCUAGCCACUGAACAGCGCAUAUACUAUGAUGAAGUUGAGGGACUGACUGUGGAGUGGCUUGAGGCUACUUCGACAUUGGUACUUAGUCCGUCUACGAAUAAGCGCUUUAACAGGAGGGGUAGUCCAGGGAAGUGCAGGUCACUUGAAGACGUAGCACUCAUUGUGAGCCCAUGCGAGCUGAACCAAGAAUUGGAUUUAUGUGGACUGAAUAAUAGGGAAGGGAGUGGUGUAUUAGAAAUUAGAGAUGCUUCAAAAUCUGGUCUCUCUUGUACAGCAAAGGUUGAACCUGCUGUUUUCCCUGUGACUCUACGGCUUCUUUCAACAAUCACUGUUGCUCUUCAUGCUAUUGGAGGAGGGAAUGGGCCGCUUGAUAUUGGGGUAAGACUGUUUAUUAGUUCAUAUUUCAGGUAAUCUGGCCUUGUAUGUGAAUUUCACUGGUUAAACAGAAUUUAACGGAUGAAAGAGUGAUAUCUUGGAAGUACGCAACUCCGGUGUAGAUAUUACAGUAGUUUAUAGGUUGAGUAGAAUUCUUGGAAAGGAGAAUCUUUUGACUAGCAUGCGUGAUGCAUUAGAAAGGGCGUAAUACUGAACUGACUUCUAAUAGUAGGUGUAGAUAAAUGGGGUCUCUUAAAGUGGCUGUUUUUAAUCUGUUUUAUACCAAAGCUAUCUUUAGGAAAUGGCCCUUAUUUUUGGUGGCCAUUUCCUUCACAUAGAAGUUUGCUGACGGUGCUGCAUCGACAUUCUAAUGUUCUGAUGCCAAUUUCAAAGACAGAUUCCGGUGUAAUAUUUUUCCUUAAUGUUUCUGCUGGACUAUGACCCAUUAUUUUUUGAGUUGGGAGUCCUGACAGUUCUCUGCUUUUGUAUGGUCGUUGAUUUCGGGGCUGUAAUUCGGCUACAUAAGUACUGUACUUUUUCAGCUCUUAAAAGAUUCUCCUAAUAUGCAAUGGCAAUAUGUUCUGUUUUCUUUUUUAUAAUCUGAUUGUGUGAGAUUGACAUGGAAAAGGAUACCAAUAUGAGAGAAUGUGAAGACUGUUGAUGCAUCUGAAAGUUAGAGGCAAAAAAGGUAAGCUGUUCUCAUUCACUUGAGCCUUGGUAGGCAGUCACCAAGUAUGUCUACUAGCAAGAAAGUGAUUUUGAUGGCAUCUUGAUUAUCUCAGAUGAAGGUUUGGGUGGAUGACUGCGAGUCAAAAGCUCGACCUUGUUUGAUAAGAGUAAAGAAUCGCUGUUUAAUAUUGCACUUGGCUAAAGAACAGUAAUGAUAUUCAUCAGCUCUA
This is a messenger RNA of Nicotiana attenuata, 4433 nucleotides long. RefSeq names its product DIS3-like exonuclease 2. Gene Ontology annotation, molecular function: RNA binding; 3'-5'-RNA exonuclease activity. The coding region runs from base 271 to 3570 and encodes 1099 amino acids. The record is from RefSeq and is a predicted model, not a curated record. NCBI's taxonomy places the organism in Eukaryota, Viridiplantae, Streptophyta, Magnoliopsida, Solanales, Solanaceae. The transcript has 7 exons. Gene Ontology annotation, cellular component: P-body; exosome (RNase complex).